GUCAGGUGGAUCCCUAAGUCCAAACUCACCAACUCAAACUGAUCACUUACUAAAAUCUGUCAAAGAUGGGUGAAAUCGAUGAAGGCUUCUACUCUCGACAGCUGUAUGUUUUGGGUCAUGACGCGAUGCACCGGAUGGGAACUGCCAACGUCCUCAUUGCGGGCAUGGGUGGUCUUGGAAUAGAAAUCGCCAAAAAUGUGAUCCUGUCCGGAGUUAAGUCUGUCACUGUGCAGGAUGAACGCCAGACAAAGUGGACUGACCUGUCCUCCCAGUUUUUCCUAAAAGAGUCCCAUCUUGGUCAGAACCGAGCCACAUGUUCCCUACAACAGCUGUCUGCCUUAAACCCGCAUGUGUGUGUGUCUUCCCACACGGGACCGCUGGACAAGGACCUGCUUGGACAAUUUCAGGUGGUGGUCCUCACUGACUCCUCACUGGAUGAUCAGAAGCGUUUUGGUGAGUUCUGCCAUAAGGGAGGAAUCAGGUUUAUUGUAGCAGACACCAAAGGACUGUGUGGUCAGCUGUUCUGCGACUUUGGGAAUACGUUUGAGGUCUUGGACACUGAUGGUGAGACGCCUGCAUCGGCAAUGAUUCAAAGUAUCACUAAGGGGAAUCCUGGAAUUGUGAAUUGCGCAGAUGACCAGAAGCACAGAUUUUCUGAUGGCAGUUAUGUCUCCUUCUCUGAAGUCAAAGGCAUGACAGAGCUCAACAACAUCACCCCUGUGGAGAUCAAAGUGCGCGGUCAGUACUCUUUCAGCAUUGGUGACACCUCAAACUUCUCUAAAUAUGAACGGGGUGGUGUAGUGACUGAGGUUAAACAACCCUCAAUGUUCACUUUUAAACCAAUCAGUGAGGCUUUAUUGGACUAUGACCUCCUAAAAAUGAACGAUUUUGGAAAAAUAGCAAGGCACAAGACCUUGCACUUGGGUUUUCAAGCUCUACAUAGUUUUAUGACGAAAGAGCAGCGACUCCCUCAUCCUUGGUGUCAGUCAGAUGCAGAUGCCCUGCUUGACACAGUGAGAGAGCUGAAUACAGUCUCACAGCUUGAAGAGCUGGAUGAGGCUGCGGUGCGACUUCUGUCCUACACAGCUCAGGGUGACUUGGCUCCUCUCAAUGCUUUCAUUGGAGGCCUGGCUGCUCAGGAAGUUAUUAAGGCAUGUAGCAGGAAAUUUACCCCUCUUCGGCAGUGGCUAUAUUUUGAUGCACUAGAGUGCCUCCCCGAAGAGGAGGGUCAACAGGAGGAGUGCUCCUUUUUAGGCAAAGGUAAGAGGUACGAUGGACAGAUUGCUGUGUUCGGGUCAUCAUUCCAGGAGAAGCUUUGUAGGCAGAAGUAUUUCUUGGUUGGAGCUGGUGCUAUUGGCUGCGAGCUUCUUAAGAAUUUUGCCCUCAUCGGGCUCGGUGCUGGAGAAGAAGGACACAUCACCUUAACAGACAUGGACUUCAUAGAGAGAUCCAACUUGAACCGCCAGUUCUUGUUCAGGUCUCAAGAUAUUGGGCAACCAAAAUCAGAAGUUGCAGCAAAGGCAGUGAAAGUGAUGAACCCACAAAUGAACAUCACCGCUCACCAGAAUCGUUUGGACCCUGACAGUGAACAAGUGUAUGAUUACAAGUUCUUCAUGGGUCUCGAUGGAGUGGCUGCAGCCCUGGAUAAUGUGGAAGCCAGAGUCUAUCUUGAUAGCCGCUGCGUUCAACACCAGAAGUCAAUGCUGGAGGGGGGAACUCUAGGAAGCAAAGGUCACACUCUGGUGGUGGUCCCCAAACUGACAGAGUCUUAUGGACCAGCAAAAUCAAGUUCUAAUGACGCCAUCCCACUGUGCACUCUCAAGAACUUCCCUCACCGCAUUGAGCACACUCUGCAGUGGGCCAGAGACCAGUUUGAGGGGAUGUUCAAACAAACUCCUGAAAAUGUGAAUCUUUUUCUGAGGGAACCAGGGUUUGUAGAGCGGACUGUGGGCCACGGAGAUGCUGAGGCCUUGGACGUGCUUGGUGGGGUGUGGAACAGCCUGGUGGACAUGAACACUGGAGGAAAACGUCCGACCAGCUGGGAAGACUGUGUGAACUGGGCACGUUGCAAGUGGGAGACUCUCUAUAACAAUGAUGUCCGUCAACUCCUGCACUGUUUUCCACCUGAACAGGUGACCGCUGCUGGUUUACCCUUCUGGUCUGGAUCCAAGAGAUGCCCUCACCCACUGACCUUUGACCCUAACAAUACUACCCAUUUGGAUUAUGUGGUGGCAGCAGCUAAUCUGUAUGGGCAAAUCUACGGAAUCAAAGAUAGAAGAGACUGCGCUUCUAUCCGAGAAAUUGUAGAGAGAGUGCAAGUACCAUCUUUCACUCCCAAGUCCUCUGUGAAGAUUCAUGCCACUGACAAGGAGAUGGAGGAGGAGAAAGAAAAGGGAUGUGAUGACAUUGAAAAAGCCCGACUUGAGGAGUUGAAAGGAAAGCUGGCUCCUCUGAAAAGCUCAUCCAUGCAGAUGUACCCCAUCGACUUUGAGAAGGAUGAUGAUGAAAACUUCCACAUGGACUACAUUGUUGCUGCUUCUAACCUGCGGGCGGAGAACUAUGACAUCCCGGCAGCUGAUCGGCACCAGAGUAAGGGCAUUGCUGGGAGAAUUAUCCCAGCCAUAGCUACAACAACAGCAGCAGUGGCGGGCCUGAUGUGCCUGGAGCUGUAUAAACUUGUGCAGGGCCACCAGAAACUCAGCUCUUACCGCACAGCUUACAUCAACCUAGCUGUCCAGUACUUUGUCCUGUCCCAGCCGAGCCGGCCCCAGCCCUUCGAGGUUGCAGGAAAGAAAUACACCCAGUGGGACGACUUGAUUGUUGAUGGCAGAGGCAGUGGUCAGCAGGAAAUGACCUUGGGAGAUCUGUUCCACUAUGUCAAGGAAAAAUAUGGCUUGACUGUCUGCAGCCUCUUCUACGGACCUGCUAUCUUGUACAAUGGUCAUAAAGAGAGGCUCACGCAGAGUGUGUCUGAUGUGGUGAAGAGUGUAAUGAAAGCAGACAUCCCUCCUCACAAGAAAAUGUUGGACCUAACCCCUUCAUUUACUGAAGAUGAAGACUGUGAGACAGUCCCAACUAUCAGAUACCUGCUCUUGUGAUGCCAUCAACAUCAAGUCUUCUCGACAGUGAACAGGCAUCGCAUGGACGUGUUUCAAAUUGAUGUAGCAAAUCCGGCACUCCUGGAACAUCAUGUUUAAAAAAUGUUUUAGCUGUCUUUUAAUUAGAUUGAAGUUUGUUUUUUUCAUUAUCUCUUUAUCUAUUCCUUUCCUUUCAUUCCACAAAUGCUUUUGCAUAAAUACACUGGUCAUUUAUCGCCUCCUCUGAUAUUGUUGUGUAGGAACGAAUGUUGUUGAUUGCUGUUUGUUUAUGUGAGGUCGGGCCAAUAGAAACUGAAUUGCCCCUCAGGGAUAAAUAAAGCAGAAUCUGAAUCUGAAUCUGGAACACUGUGGGGGGUUUUUCUUACUGGUAAUCACACUUUAAUGAUGUAAAAUGAAUAAUUCCACAAUCACACUCUAGCAAUUUGUCCCACCCUUAGUCAUGUCCCAAAAUUACUUUUUUGAUAUCCACUUCCUCAUUUGGGAUUUUUUUGUCACUUUGUUAUACAGCAAAAGAGGGACCUUGGAAAUCUGUAAUUUCCUUUGAAUUAUCAACACUAAGUUCUGUUUUAUAACUUUUGGUUUUGAUUUACAUGUAAAUUGUGUCUUUUUGAGAUGUCAGGCUAAGAGGCUAUGUAGAUGCUUGCCAGGGCAUAUGGAUUAGAUGAUCUAGCCCUGCUGGGGCAGUUCUGGACAUGUUUCAAGGUCUUAUUCAGGUCAGGCAGGGUAUAAUGUUGAAGUGAUGCAGGCAGGAAAGGCAGUUGGCACAGUAGGUACAGUAUUUUAAAGAUUUGGGAUGCUCUGCCAUGUAGAUACAGCUGUCUUGUGUAAAUCCCUCUGCAUGCACAUGUGCACUCCUCCCCCUCCCUCUCUGAAGAAUCCCUGAACUGGUUGGAUGGAGAAGCUGGACUCAUCUACAAGGCCUGCAUCUGGUCUGCCCUCAGAUGGCUUUGGUGCAUGCUCUGUUCUAUUCCACAAGUACUUUGGAGUGUUUAAGUCUUAUCAUACAGAAACAUCUCUACAAUCUUUACUGCAGCAACUUACUGAUAUACUUUCACUGUGUAACUGGGCCUGCAUUUGAAGGAUACUAUUUAAUUCUGCAUUCUGUUUAAACAAUAACACAAUAAAUUGGUGUCUAUGAGGAACCAUGUUAUAUCUGUGUACUUCACUAAGGGACUUCAGUUCCUAUACCUCACCACACCCUGUUUUACAUCAUUAUCAUCAUUGUCAUCAUCA
This is a messenger RNA of Scomber japonicus (chub mackerel), 4331 nucleotides long. RefSeq names its product ubiquitin-like modifier activating enzyme 7 (gene uba7). The record is from RefSeq and is a predicted model, not a curated record. Bases 66 to 3098 code for a protein of 1010 amino acids. Gene Ontology annotation, biological process: protein sumoylation. The transcript has 24 exons. NCBI's taxonomy places the organism in Eukaryota, Metazoa, Chordata, Actinopteri, Scombriformes, Scombridae. Gene Ontology annotation, molecular function: SUMO activating enzyme activity. Gene Ontology annotation, cellular component: SUMO activating enzyme complex; cytoplasm.